This is a messenger RNA of Rhodofomes roseus, 2313 nucleotides long. RefSeq names its product alpha/beta-hydrolase. The coding region runs from base 1 to 2313 and encodes 770 amino acids. The transcript is spliced from 6 exons. Lineage: Eukaryota; Fungi; Basidiomycota; Agaricomycetes; Polyporales; Fomitopsidaceae. Gene Ontology annotation, biological process: lipid metabolic process. The record is from RefSeq and is a predicted model, not a curated record.
AUGUCCUCGAAAUGGGAUAAAUGGAGCCGUGUAGGUCUUGAUGUCGCAUCCACGGCGACAAUGCUAGGCUUUUCCGCCGCUAAAGCAGGUACAAAGCUUGGUUUCUCAAUCACGAGGGGUGUCGCGUCAACUGCUGCAGGCUUAACUGGAAGCGUUGUCGACAAUGCGCUCUUCGGGGGGACCAUCGGGGCUGGUCAAAUACUCGGCGGCGCGGUCUCCACGGCCAUAUCUGCGGUUGAGUCUCUUGCUCUUGCACCGAUUCUCAUCGGCGAGUCUCUCACCUCGACCUCUCUGAUUGCCGCGCAUUCCACCUUGUCUGCGCUCACGACUAUUUUCCCCGGGAGCGACGAGGCGAGCUUCUCUCUGGCUAGCUUCGUUCAACUGGUUCGAAGAGAAUGGUCUGAGCCCGUGGACAGGGAUGGCUUGCCAGAAGAAACAUACGGGGUCGUCAAGAUAGCGAAGGCUCUGAUGGGCUGGGCGACCUUGCAAGGCGUCACAAGCGAGUACCAAGAGCGGCGUUGGUUCCAGGUAUUGCGCGAGAUACCCGUUCACGAUGAGGUACAAACUCGGCGCAAUUCCCUAGACACUCCCGACCGCCCCAGAGAGCGCAAGAUAUCUGAUGUCCGCGUCAUGUCUGACGUCGUGUAUCCGAGCCACGGCGGUCAAAUCCUGACAGCUGAUAUUGGCGAAGCACCCACAUCUCCUCUGGGCAAUUCACCGCUCGCGAGAUCUUCUACAGAUCUCUCUACGUCGACACAAAUGAGAGCGACGAAGCAGACUCUGCGACGUUUGUCCAAACUCGUUCUGGGAGGUUACGGUGGACCAAGCCUGUUAUUCUUCGGAGUAUCCCCUUGGCCAGAGUCCGGGCUGGGAUCUAGUGGCACACAGCAGAAGCAAGAGGAGCUCAAGCUGGAACAAGCAGUGAAUGCAGCAGAAGAAGAGGUUCAGGGCAGUCCUCCAAAGGUUGUCGUAGACGAGACCCGACCGGGCCUAGGCAAAACAUCGUAUUCAUGGUGGAAUGUCGCCUUAGGUCGACAUGAUCAUGAAAUCUUCUUGAAUUAUGCCAAAUCACAUACGCACACUCCGGAUGAGUCCUCGGGUUCGUCAGCCAGUGGCGAUACUGAGCCAACAUCUCCUGCACGACCUCCAACUGCCUUCGUUGGCUCCGAGAACAUGAUGCCUCGCUUCUGGGUGCUGACCGACCACGUCCGGCGCGAAGUCGUCCUCGUCAUACGCGGGACGAUGAGUGUCAACGAGCUCGCAGUCGAUCUCACCUGCGAUCCUGCGCCGUUUGAACUUCACUCCUUUCCACCCUCGCCGGCGAGGGGAACGAGCAAGGGCAAAGGAAGAGAGCCGAACACCGCUGAAGAGGACGCGGACGCUGUGUGGAGCGAGUUCGACGAGGAGUUGGAGAGCAUACCAGGAUCGUUCCCAAUGGACAUCUCGACGCCUGCCCCGAGGAAGAAGCCUCGACAAGAAACCCCUACGGAGUCGGAGGGCGGUGGGAAUGCACGCCGUGAAAGAAAGGAGUCAGAGACCACCACAUAUCUUGUGCAUGGUGGCAUGCUGAAGAUGGCGAGGGCGAUGGGCGCUCCUGGAAAGCCUGUGCACGUCGCCGUGCGCGAUGCGCUCAAGCGAAACCGCGGAUACUCGCUCAUCCUGUGCGGACACAGUCUCGGUGCAGGUGUCGCGGCCCUUCUUGCUUUGAUGUGGGCAAAUCCAUAUACUCGCCUCACGCACCAACAUUCGGGAUUGCCCCGGCGGCGCAUGGUGUCCGCAUACUGCCUCGCCCCUCCCUGCCUGACCUCACCUGCACUCAGCAAGAUAGCAGCCGACUCUGGGCUCAUUGUCUCCUUUGUGUACUCGACCGACAUCGUUUCUCGCCUCUCUCUUGGGAGCGUGCGAGACCUCACGCGGUGCGCGGCUUGGCUGUGUAAAGCAGAGGACGAACAUGGCGAGGGAUACUCGAAGGUGACCAAGCGCGCGCUGAGGUGGAAAGCCGGGUAUGGGAAGGAAGGGUACGAAGAUUGGUUCCUCUCCAUGCGUAAGACACUGGAAGCGAACAUGCACAUGACGCAGAUGUUCCCUCCUGGCCGCGUCCUCUGGGCGAUGCGCGACGGUGACCUGCAUCCCGUACAUCGGCUGCGCGACGCCGAAGGUCAACUCAGCAGUACCGAGAAGGGCGCGGAUAAGGUGCGGCUGUUCGAGGUUCUCGACGUCCAGCGCGCCUUCGACCAGGUUGUCUUCGCGCGCGACAUGCUCAGCUCGCAUAUGCCCCACCAAUAUGACCGGGUACUGCACGAGCUGCUCUGA